AGGAGAUAAUAUCAUCAGUAAUACUGAUGUGCUGGAGAUCUCUCCUUAUGACAAGCUCUGACACUGCUCAUCUGCAGAACCUCAGCACCUCAGGACCAGCACCGCAAAGACGAACCUCACCUGGACACACACGGGAGGAAGAUUAAGUGGCAAGAUGACGUUUCUUCUGACCCUUCUCACCUCCCUUCUCCUGGUUGGUCCAGCUCUGGGCCAGGACAUGACCUAUGAGGAGGUCCUGACCCAGCUGCAGGGUUGCCCCAGAGAAUGUCGCUGCCCUCCUAACUUCCCGAAUGCAGUCUACUGCGACAACAAGGGCCUGAAGCACAUCCCCAACAUCCCUCCACACACCUGGUACCUUUAUCUCCAGAACAACCUGAUAGACGUGAUCUCCAAGGACGCGCUGCGCAAUGCCACCCAGCUCCGCUGGCUCAACCUCAACCGCAACAAGCUGACCAGCAAGGGCGUGGAGGAGGGCGUGUUGGCAGACAUGCCCCGCCUAGUGCACCUCUUCAUGGACGACAACCUUCUGGCCUCGGUGCCGUCUGGCCUACCCUCCAACCUGGAGCAGCUCCGCCUCUCCAGGAACCGCAUCUCCAAGAUCCCCGCUGGCGUGUUCUCCGGCAUGAGCCGCCUCACCCUGCUGGACCUGCAGGGGAACAAGCUCCAGGACGACGCCGUGACAGAGGUGAGCCUGAAGGGACUGAGCAGCCUGGUCCAGAUCAACCUGGCCAAGAACCAGCUGAGCAGCAUGCCGCCCAACCUGCCCCCCAGCACCGCUCAGAUCUUCCUGGAUGGGAACAACAUCGAGAAGAUCCCCGCAGAGUACUUCAAGGGGCUGCCCAAGGUGGCGUUCCUCAGGCUGAACCGCAACAAGCUGGGCAACAGCGGCCUUCCAAAGAACGUCUUCAACAUCUCCAGCAUGCUGGACCUGCAGCUUUCACACAACCAGCUGACUGAGGUGCCUCUCAUCCCGUCAGGUCUGGAACACCUGCACCUGGACCACAACAGGAUUAAGAGUGUCAACGGGUCUGAAAUAUGCCCGGUGUCGGCUGAGGUGCUGGAGGACGACGUCAACGACAGUGUUCCUCGGCUGCGCUACCUUCGCCUGGACGGCAACCAGAUCAAGCCUCCCCUCCCCAGAGAUGUCAUCACCUGCUUCCGCCUCCUCCAGUCCAUCGUUAUUUAGGUUGUUUACUUCAGCUUCUAAACCUCCCAGGCCCUUCUUCACAGGUCAAGGUGUUCAACACCAGACACCCGGAUGGAAAGAUGAUAAUGAGUUAUAAAAUUAUAAGAUAAAGUAAAAGGUAAAUUCCAUUCUAACUGGGUCAGACAAAAGCAAUUGUGAAAUAGAAACCUUUUGUAAAUGUUUAUCCUGAAUUGAGGUCAUUCAACUUCAGCUUCAAGUUUUCUUUGUCGCUGUACUUGGUUGGGGUGCAGUACCAUUUACAACCACUAGCUGUGCCUUACUUUCAAUUCAUUUCUGGAAAGGGAAGACUGGCAACCUGCUCAAAUAGUGAAUCUAUAAUAUCAUAUUAUUUACAGACACAAUAGGAUUAGAACAGGAUAAGACAAAGUAUGUUGAAUUUAAUGACAACUCCUUAUUCUUAUUUGACAAGAAAAAACUGCUCCUGGAUGCUUAGCCAAAACACUUUUUUUACUGCUCUUAAUAAGAAUAUGUUUGGGUUUGUGUGACAGAUUUGUUCUGAUAUGAAUUAUUGUUUUUGUUAGGUAUAACUAUGCUUGGCUAUAUUUAGAAAAUAAAUCUACAAGUGCAUUCAUUUGGGUCAGUUCAUUUAGGUAAUUUAUUUAAUUUAAAAUGACAGUAUCUUUCUUCUUUUUACUGGACUAUGAAAACACAUUUUGUACACAAGAUUCUGUUUCGAAAACAUAUUUUGGUAUAUUCCAACCAUUUGUUUUGUGAUUAUCUUAGAUAGUGUAUUUCUUGUAGACUGUGUGCUUUUAAAUAAAUACAAAUGUUUGG
Messenger RNA from Osmerus eperlanus (European smelt), 1981 nucleotides. Its product is annotated as keratocan-like. The transcript is spliced from 3 exons. Lineage: Eukaryota; Metazoa; Chordata; Actinopteri; Osmeriformes; Osmeridae. Gene Ontology annotation, molecular function: protein binding. Bases 155 to 1186 code for a protein of 343 amino acids. The record is from RefSeq and is a predicted model, not a curated record.